AUCUUUCAACAGCAAAACCACCUGAUUUUUGCAGAAUAUACAACUGUUUUACAUCGUACUGCCGACCGCUCUGGCAUGAAAAUUCAAUGUAACUGUCUUGUACGGGGAAAUGCUACACAAUUCUACAAAUUAGUAAUUCACACAGAAUUCACACAGAUACUUGACGGUGGUGGUGGUGUUGUUGAAGAAGAAACCCGGGCCACCUGUGAUAUUUUGAGAUUGGCUCCUGGUUUGUCACAGGGCCCGGCGGUCUGCCUAUUGGCCUAAUAUAGUCACGCGUAGUUGCUUGCCAAGGUGGUGUUAAGCACUCGUGUGAGUGAGAGACCCAGUUCCUAUACGGUAACAUGUAGUGUGUGCAGGACAGCACCCUCGGGUGUUGCAAAGCAGGACAGGGAGGCACAUCCCAUAAUUAAACAGAUGCAGGCUGUUUGGAAGCCGCUCUGCAGUGGGAUGUGUUCAGAUAAAGUGGAGCAAUUUGGUAUUCCAUAUUGUUGAAAUCAAGCUCAGGCUUCUUUACACAUAUUCUUUAGUAACUAGUGUUGCACUAGAAUUGUGAAACCUGUAAUUGAAUAAUUGCAUGCUAUAAGUACUUAGACUAAAAAUGUGUACUUUUCCCUCCAUUACUUAAAAAUAAAGCAAAAUCUUUACUCCGCACAUUCAGAUAAACUAAACUGAAUUAGUUUGACAAAGGAUUUAAAAUAGUUACAUAUUUACCUGCUACAUCAACAAAAUAUUUAAUAUAUUUAUAAGUUAACGAUGAGUACUAGAUUUUAAAGUCAAAUAACGGCAAAGUAUGCGGAGAUUUUUGUAGCAAUUUUUAACGUCUUCCCAUGUUCAAUAACCUGAAAAAAACGUUUUAAGCGGUUCCCUCUGACAGGGGCGGAUAAGUGGGCGUGUCGGCCGGAUGUCGCGUCAGUGUCGGAAACCGACGCAAAGGAUAGAAAACACGUGCUCUGCGAAAAGAACACGAGCUCCAGCUCUGGCUGGCGGAGGCCUCAAUAAAGACACACAAACGUCAAUUCCGACUUGGAUCAAUUGUGGUCGAAGUGCAUCCGGUGAAAAACUACCAGGAACGUCGGACUCCUCCCGGCCGCUCCCGCGCUUUACGACCACGGGGCGGCACGCGCACGAAGAAAGUUCUGGCUUUCUGUUCCCUCGUCGUCGUCUUUUUAUCCGUUCACGUGUGCUCGCGUGGUCGUAACUCUUCGUUGAGUUGUUUUGUUUUUACUUCGCUCUCUGACCGCUGAAGACGACGGGUGAGGGCUUUUUGGUUAUUCGGACGUCAUGGCGGACCUUCUGAUCAGCGGUCAAACCGGCUACGUCCCGGACGACGGGCUUUCGGGACAGCAGCUGUUCAACGGUGGAGACGGGCUCACAUACAAUGACUUUCUGAUUCUGCCGGGCUUCAUUGACUUCACAUCAGAUCAAGUGGACUUGACCUCAGCGCUCACCAAACAAAUCACCAUAAAAACGCCCUUCAUCUCCUCCCCCAUGGACACCGUCACGGAGGCCAACCUGGCCAUCGCCAUGGCACUAACGGGCGGCAUCGGCUUCAUCCACCACAACUGCACGCCGGAGUUCCAGGCCAACGAAGUUCGCAAAGUCAAGCGCUAUGAGCAGGGCUUCAUCACAGACCCAGUGGUGAUGAGUCCCAACGAGCGCGUUCGAGACGUCUUCCAGGCCAAGGCUCGCCACGGCUUCUGUGGAAUCCCCAUCACAGACAACGGACAAAUGGGCGGCAAGCUGGUGGGCAUCAUCUCCUCUCGAGACAUCGACUUCCUGAAGGAGGAAGAGCACAACCUGCCACUGAGCGAGGUGAUGACGAGACAGGAGGACCUUGUGGUGGCCCCUGCUGGAGUGACACUGAAAGAAGCCAAUGAAAUCCUCCAGAGGAGUAAGAAGGGUAAGCUGCCUAUCGUGAACGAGGAGGGGUCUCUGGUGUCCAUCAUUGCCCGCACCGACUUGAAGAAGAACAGAGACUUCCCUCUGGCCUCCAAGGACUCGCGCAAACAGCUGCUGUGCGGCGCCGCCAUCGGCACCCACAACGACGACAAGUAUCGGCUGGACCUGCUGGUGCAGAGCGGGGUGGACGUGGUCGUGCUGGACUCGUCCCAAGGCAACUCCAUCUUCCAGAUCAACAUGAUCCGAUACAUCAAAGAGAAGCAUCCCAAUGUGCAGGUCAUCGGAGGCAACGUGGUGACCGCGGCUCAGGCGAAGAACCUCAUAGACGCUGGAGCGGACGGGCUGAGAGUCGGGAUGGGCAGCGGCUCCAUCUGCAUAACACAGGAGGCUCCCCUCAGUGUACCACCAGCAAUAAAUCGCCACAGCCCCAAAACCCCCACCUCUGUUACGGGAUACUCCAUGCUGGCGUGCGGCAGACCGCAGGCCACCGCCGUCUACAAGGUGUCCGAGUACGCCAGGCGCUUCGGCGUGCCGGUCAUCGCUGAUGGCGGCAUCCAGACGGUGGGGCACAUUGCCAAAGCCUUGGCCCUGGGAGCGUCCACAGUGAUGAUGGGCUCUUUGCUGGCUGCCACCAGUGAAGCUCCUGGUGAGUAUUUCUUCUCCGAUGGCAUCAGGCUAAAGAAGUACCGCGGCAUGGGCUCCCUGGAUGCCAUGGAUAAGAACCUGGGCUCCCAGACCAGAUACUUCAGUGAGUGCGAUAAGAUCAAAGUGGCUCAGGGUGUUUCUGGAGCGGUGCAGGACAAAGGCUCCAUCCACAAGUUUGUUCCCUACCUGCUGGCUGGCAUCCAGCACUCCUGCCAGGACAUCGGCGCCAAGAGCCUCACACAGCUCAGAGCCAUGAUGUACUCUGGAGAUCUAAAAUUUGAAAAGAGAACAACUUCGGCUCAAACGGAGGGUGGAGUCCACAGCCUGCACAGCUACGAAAAACGUCUGUUUUGAGAAGACGGCAGACGGAGAAUUGGUAGUAGAGGCAUUAUGCAAACACAUCUCAUGCCGGAUCCUCUUUCAUUCACGUCCACACACAUUAGUAACUUUUCAUACUAAUAAGCCUUUAAAAAUGAGCCCUUGCAGCCAUUGGCUCAAGGAUCCAUUAAGUCUUCCUAUCAGUGUCAUCUAUGCAUUGUCUUUGUGUGGGUGACGGGUGGGGAUUAAGCAUUUAUCAAUCAGUGCAUGUGUGAUUGAGUCCCACGAUGUCUUUCGAGUUGUGAUAACGGUAGAUGUCCGGAGUGUCCAUGUGAAGACAAAAAAACGUUGUCCAAUAAUAAAGCUUCUAUGUUUUUCCACGA
Gasterosteus aculeatus aculeatus (three-spined stickleback) is the source of this 3248-nucleotide messenger RNA. RefSeq names its product inosine-5'-monophosphate dehydrogenase 2. Gene Ontology annotation, molecular function: IMP dehydrogenase activity; aspartic-type endopeptidase activity; ubiquitin-protein transferase activity. NCBI's taxonomy places the organism in Eukaryota, Metazoa, Chordata, Actinopteri, Perciformes, Gasterosteidae. The record is from RefSeq and is a predicted model, not a curated record. Gene Ontology annotation, cellular component: cytoplasm. Gene Ontology annotation, biological process: proteolysis; GTP biosynthetic process; protein ubiquitination.